AUGGCACCCCGGACAAGAGCUGCUGCGCUUAAGAAAGUCGCAUCCAAGCGUAACGCAGGCGUCGCGAAUAAAAGAGAAAUAAUAAAAGCCGCCAAAUUGAGGGAAGAUCAGUUGCAGGACCAGCUUAUUAGACUUAAGGACAAAUAUAUAAAAGCUAAUAACGAAGGGAAGCAACAGCUUAAGAGUCAGUUACAAAAAAAGAGGAAGCUAGUAGACAACGCCGUUACUACGCAUAUAGAGCUGGAUUAUAAAAUCCAGAACGCGGUUAUAAAUAAGCCAAAUGUAAUUAAGCCAGAAGGGAAUAAAAGCGUGUUCCCGACUGGGCGAAAUUCUGGAUCGCAGCCUAACAACCAAUUUGCUUCUGAGGAGAACGACGACGACGACGACGAUAAAAUUGGGCUCGUCCAUGCGAUUGGCGACAUAAAUUUAAACCAAACUCCUGGUAAGCUCGAGAUAUUUUUUAACGGCGGUUUCGGGCAGUACUACGGCGUAUCCCGACAUGGCCCGACAAGCAGAGCACGCUAUACUAUUAACCACAUUGCGAAAACCUACGAGGACCUUCCUAAUAACCUCAGGAAUGAUCCUUCUAUAAAUUUAGACAAAAUCACAAGGAUACAGGGGCGCGCAUCUGCCUUAAAAGGCAAGAUCUAUUGCGUCCUGGCUGUUGCGUGGAAGCAUGUUAGAGAGUACGACCGGAUGUUAUCGCUGGCUCCUGACAGCUGGACCAGGGUGCGGCAGGGCGCAAUCCGUCAAGCGCCUACAAUAGUGAUUAAAGUCUGGUGGGAUAGCGAGGUUAGACCAGUAUCUUGGGAAAAACGCGGGCCCGUGAAAAAAGUAAUAUACCCUGGCGCUAAGCAAGAUGCAUUCCGGGUACCAAAAACCAUCAAGUAUAGUACAAUAAUCAUUUUGGAGAAAGACACCAAUUAUAUACAUAAAGCAGACCAUCUUAUUAUUAAUACGGCCGUACGACAAGAAAAGAGGCAUUAA
Molecule: messenger RNA, 987 nt
Organism: Drechmeria coniospora
Lineage: Eukaryota; Fungi; Ascomycota; Sordariomycetes; Hypocreales; Ophiocordycipitaceae
Exons: 2
Coding region: 1-987 (328 amino acids)
Source: RefSeq, a predicted model, not a curated record